AAUAAUAUAGUUUGUAUUAAUCAAAAUAUUGAUUUAAGAAAUAAUAAAGAAACUUUUUUUUAUUAAUUUAAAAUAAAGUCCUAAUUAAUCACUAUUAUUUUGAAAAAAUUUCCUAAAGUAUAACAUUUUCAUUUAACGUAUUCUCUUUUCCAAUCCCUAUACCAACAUGUUCAACGUAUUAAAACAAAUUCCCAAUAGUAGAUUUUAUUCUAGUAUUUCAGUAAAAGAUAUUAUAAAAACUCGACGGGUUGGUUGUAAAUUUUUAAUGAAGGGAUGGGCUCGAGCAAUACGUAAAAUGAAAGACAACAUUUUUGUAGACUUAGAUGAUGGAUCUACAUAUCAACGAUUACAAAUAGUAAUACCUAAGAAUAAAAUUGCAGAUACACUUUCAUAUGGAUCUUCAUUUGAAGCUCAUGGUACGUUAGUCAAUAAUACCAAUAAUCAACUUGAAAUAACUGCUGAUUUUAUUACUGUUCAUGGUCAAUGUCCUAUUCAGGAAGGAUAUCCAUUUGCACCCCGAAAAAUUUACCAGUCUGAUUAUGUACGUCAAUAUUUACACAUGAGACCACAAACAGCUUCUUUCAGUAGUUUAUUACGUUUACGAAACCAAUUAUCCAUAGCAACUCGAUAUAGAUUUUCUGAGGAUGGUUUUAUAGAAGUCAAUGUACCUGUACUGUCAUCUAAUGAUUGUGAAGGAGCUGGUGAAUUGUUUAUUGUUAAACCAGAAAAUAAAAAUUUAAUUAAAAGUAUGGCUUCACAUAAACAUCAAUGUCCAUUUGAAGUAUUUUUUAAUAACCAGACUUAUUUAACUGUCUCUGGGCAACUACAUUUAGAAUGUAUAGCUCGAUCCCUAACUAAAGUUUUCACCAUAGGACCAACUUUCAGGGCAGAAAACUCUAAGUCUAGAUUACAUCUAUCUGAAUUUUAUAUGAUUGAAGCUGAACAAGCUUUUAUUAACAACAUAGAAGAACUUUUAAGUGUUAUAGAAAAGACCACUUCAGUUGUAAUAAAAAAAUUAUUAGAUGAAUGUAGUGAAGAAAUAAAUAUUAUUAGAAAAGUUAAUACUAGUUCAAAUGAAUAUGAUAUAAACAAUAUAAUGAAAACCCCAUAUGAAGUUAUUAGUUAUGAAAAAGCAUGUAAUGUUCUUGAAAAGCAAAAAAACUUCACUAAACCUGUUAUAAGAGGCAAACCAUUAACUAAAGAACAUGAAUUAUUUUUAGUUCAAUAUAAUGGCCAAAAACCAAUUUUCAUAAUUGACUGGCCACAAGAUUUAAAGCCAUUUUAUGCAAAAGCAUUACCUAAUAAUGAUUCACUAGUAUCAGCUGUAGAUCUUCUAUGUCCAAAUGUUGGUGAGUUAUGUGGUGGGAGUGUACGCGAAGAUAAUUAUAAUGUUUUAGAAGAAAAGUUAUCAAAUAUUGGACUUCAGAAAAAAUUAGACUGGUAUUUAGAACUAAGAAAAUUUGGUAAUGUAUCAACUGCUGGAUUUGGUAUAGGUUUUGAACGUUUUCUUCAAGUGUUGUUAAAUAUUCAAAAUAUUAAAGACACCAUUGCAUUUCCUCGCUACCCACAUAACUGUAAAACUUAAUUAGAUUAAUUUCAAUACAAUUCCAAAUUUUUAUAGCUAAUUUAUUAAUAAAGUUCAAAGUUAUAAAAUUACAAUAAUGAAAUAAAGAAUUAUUAUAUGACAA
Daktulosphaira vitifoliae (grape phylloxera) is the source of this 1688-nucleotide messenger RNA. It is a transcript of the gene AsnRS-m, whose product is annotated as probable asparagine--tRNA ligase, mitochondrial. NCBI's taxonomy places the organism in Eukaryota, Metazoa, Arthropoda, Insecta, Hemiptera, Phylloxeridae. Gene Ontology annotation, biological process: asparaginyl-tRNA aminoacylation. Gene Ontology annotation, cellular component: mitochondrion. The coding region runs from base 167 to 1585 and encodes 472 amino acids. The transcript has 3 exons. Gene Ontology annotation, molecular function: ATP binding; asparagine-tRNA ligase activity; nucleic acid binding. The record is from RefSeq and is a predicted model, not a curated record.